CGCGAGGGACGGGGCAAAGCCGCGCAAUCGCCAGAUCCGCUCUCGGUCCACGCCGUCCAUCGCGCUGCCUGCCCGCCCGCCCGCCCGCCCGCCGCCGCCGCCGCUGCCGCCGCCAUGGGAGUGCAGGUGGAGACCAUCUCCCCCGGAGACGGGCGCACCUUCCCGAAGCGCGGCCAGACCUGUGUGGUGCACUACACGGGGCACAUCUUCAUCCCUGGAAUUCCCCCUUUUAGGAAGGUGCCAUUGUGGUUUGUCUGGUUUCUGGGAAACUGGAAUAGUAAAAUGAACAUGGUUUUUGGAUUUAUAGUCCAGCUUUAUUACUUCAGCAAGCUACUUCACUACUCUCUGCCUCAGUUCCUUCAUCUGGGAAUGGAGACAGUGUCGUGGGGAGGAUUGAGGAUGCUUGAAGAUGGAAAGAAAUUUGAUUCCUCCCGGGACAGAAACAAGCCCUUUAAGUUUAUGCUAGGCAAACAGGAGGUGAUCCGAGGCUGGGAAGAAGGGGUUGCCCAGAUGAGUGUGGGUCAGAGAGCCAAACUGACUAUCUCCCCAGACUAUGCCUAUGGUUCCACUGGGCACCCAGGCAUCAUCCCACCAAAUGCCACUCUCGUCUUUGAUGUGGAACUUCUAAAACUGGAAUGACAGGAACGGCCUACUCCCUGAGUUCCCUGUGCUUGGAUGUGCCAUGGAGGGAUCUGGCGCCCCCGACGCGCACACGCGAAUCCGUGCGGAGCUUUUCCUGAUGUUCCACUACACUUUGUAUAAACAUCUGCCCCGACUGAAUGUGUUCUGUCACCCAGCUUUGCUCUUCCCCUUUCUCCUCGUAUGUGUGUUGAUCUAAACUACAUGCCAUAAACCUCAAGUUACUCUCUUUAUUUUUGUUUUGGGGUGAAGAUUCAGUUUCAGUCUUUUGGGUCUAGGUUUUCAAUUACAUAUUAGUCAAGUAUUAACAGCACAAGUAAUGGGUUAACUUUAGACUAGGAAUUGGUGUGUGGGGGAUGCAAGAAUCUUUAUUUUAUUUUAUUUUUUUGGAUGAAAUUUUUAUCUAUUAUAUAUUAAACAUUCUUGCUGCUGCGCUGCAAAGCCAUAGCAGACUUGAGGCGCUGUUGAGGGCCGAACUAUCUCCAAGUUGAGAGAUGUCUUUGGGUUGAAUGAAGAGCCCUACCCAAAACUGAAGUGGGGAGGGGAGAGCCCUCACCUCCACUGCCCCAUCCCACUCUCCCCUUAAACCCUCUGCCUUUUAAAAGCAAAUCGUUUUCACUGCGAUGUUGGACACUACAGGUAUCUGUCCCCGGGCCAGCAGGGACCUCUGAAGCCUUCUUCAUGGCCUGGCUCCCUCCCUGCCCCCAUCCUGUGGUUUUUUUCUAAUAGAUAUUCAGGACUUUUAUAAUGUCAUAGCUAUCCAGGCUCCACUCCCUAAAUUUUAAGAACUUUAAUCGAAAGUUUAAAUUGAAGGUGCUGUUUGUAGACACUUAAAACCCAAUGAAAGCCCAGCCAUCAUGACAAAUCCUUGAGUGUUGUCUUAAGAAAAUGAUGCUGGUCAUCACAGCUUCAGCAUCUCCUGUUUUUUGAUGCUCGCCUCCCCCUGCUGAGCUCAAAGUUUUCUGGCUUCUCCUUCCCUCCUCUCACUCCUUUGCUGUCCUGUGUAGUGAUUUGGUGAGAGAAAUUAUGGCUGCCUAUCCCCCACCCACUCCCCUGCACUACAUAUGAGUUUCACGUUUUAUUAUUGCAAUAAAAGUGCUUUACGCUGGCUUUUCUCA
This is a messenger RNA of Eptesicus fuscus (big brown bat), 1757 nucleotides long. It is a transcript of the gene FKBP1A, whose product is annotated as FKBP prolyl isomerase 1A. The coding region runs from base 115 to 639 and encodes 174 amino acids. The record is from RefSeq and is a predicted model, not a curated record. The transcript is spliced from 6 exons. NCBI's taxonomy places the organism in Eukaryota, Metazoa, Chordata, Mammalia, Chiroptera, Vespertilionidae. Gene Ontology annotation, molecular function: peptidyl-prolyl cis-trans isomerase activity.